Cricetulus griseus (Chinese hamster) is the source of this 1599-nucleotide messenger RNA. The record is from RefSeq and is a predicted model, not a curated record. NCBI's taxonomy places the organism in Eukaryota, Metazoa, Chordata, Mammalia, Rodentia, Cricetidae.
UCCGGCGGGGCUGCAUUUGGAUACUGACGCGGAAGUGCUAGGGAUCGCCAGUUGGUUUUACGUCCCCUCCAUGCCCCCCGCGGCCCGAAGCCCCCGAGCUGGGGCCGGAUCAUGAGCCUGCUAGGCGGCCUGGCUUCCGAGCCGCGCACCCCGCUGUCCCACAAGGCCAGGAUGAAAAAGCUCCCGAAGAAGAGCCAGAACGAGAAGUACCGGUUGAAGUACCUGCGGCUGCGUAAAGCGGCCAAGGCCACGGUGUUUGAUGAUGGUUCCUUUAAGAGUACGAAAAUCUUUGUGAAGCCAGAGGAUGUUUUGAACAUUGAAAUGGAAAAUGCUGCUAUUUGUGAUGAAAUUGCUCGUCUUGAGGAAAAAUUUCUUAAAGCAAAAGAAGAAAGAAGAUAUUUGCUGAAGAAGCUCCUCCAGCUUCAGGCUCUGACUGAAGGGGAACCACAGGCUCCUGCUCCUUCCCACAGCUCCAGUUUGCCCCUGGCUUAUGGUGUGGCCGGCCCUGUGGGAACUAUCCAGGGAGCUGGACCCAGCACUGGGGCUGAGGAACCCUUUGGGAAGAAAUCCAAGAAGGAGAAAAAAGAGAAGGGCAAAGAGAACAACAAACUGGAAGUUCUGAAGAAAACAUCCAAGAAAAAGAAAAUGGAGGGAGGUGCUCGCAAGCUGGUUCGGUCCAUUGCCCUGGAUCCCUCAGGACGGCCUGUGUUCCCCAUCGGACUAGGGGGUCUAACAGUAUAUAGCCUGGGGGAGAUCAUCACCAACCGACCUGGCUUCCAUGAUGAGAGUGCCAUCUACCCUGUGGGCUACUGCAGUACUCGAGUGUUUGCCAGUAUGAAGUGCCCAGACCAGAAGUGUCUGUAUACCUGUCAGGUCAAAGAUGGUGGUGUGCAGCCUCAGUUUGAAAUUGUUCCUGAAGAUGACCCCCAGAAUACCAUCGUCAGCUCUUCUGCCGAUGCCUGUUAUGAAGAACUGGUCAGGACCAUCAGUAAUGCAACGGGGAAACUGAUGCCUAACCUACUCUCAUGUGGUGCUGAGUUCUUUGGGUUUUCUCAUCCAGUCAUCCACAACCUGAUUCAGAGUUGUCCAGAAGCCCAAAACUGUGUCAAUCAUCAGUGGGUGAAGUCUGAUGCAUGCAAACCCAGGAAGGGGCAGCUCUCCCAGGAACUGACAGAGAACGAUGCAGCUAUGAGCCUUGAAGCCUUUGAGACACAGACCUUUGAUGAUGACCAUGAGGACUCCAUUCUGCCAGGGUCCCUGGACCUACCUGAGCUUCAACAUGAAGCCUUUGUAUCAUCUUACCAGCCAGAGUUCCUGACACACGAACCCUUGGUGGACACUGACCUACAGGACCUAAAGUCUCCAUCACAGUGUAGCCCAAUGCAGUCUUCAGACUGAAGAGGGGGAGAGCCUACCUCCUCAGCAUGUUUUUGACCUAAACUAAAACUUAAUCUAUGUGGAAGAAGACAGCAGUCGAGAAGGAGAGACAAUAUUAACACAUUUCAUCACGGACGUUCCUGUGCUGACAGUGUAUCCUGGAAUAAACUUCAGUUGUUUUAUUUUUAGUAAUAAAUAUCUGACAGUUCUGCUUAGUUUUAA